Messenger RNA from Diplodia corticola, 885 nucleotides. RefSeq lists its product as uncharacterized. The transcript has a single exon. NCBI's taxonomy places the organism in Eukaryota, Fungi, Ascomycota, Dothideomycetes, Botryosphaeriales, Botryosphaeriaceae. The coding region runs from base 1 to 885 and encodes 294 amino acids. The record is from RefSeq and is a predicted model, not a curated record.
AUGCAAACGAACCACCCCACUAACCUCAACCAACCAGCGACACCAACAACAACAACAACAAUAACAACAACCCACAACCCAAAAACCGCAACCUACACCCUCACCCUCACCGAAACCCCCCUCGCCCACCUCACCUGGCUCGCCCUCACCUCCCUCGUCCUGCUCCUCCUCUCCGCCCGCCGCCGUUCCCGCUCCCGCAACCGCCGUCAUGCCCACCACAACCACCACCACCACCUCCUCCUCCCCAUCGCCGCCGCCGUCGCCACCUACGCCGGCGCCGUCCUCGGCAUGGCGCUGACCGCCGUCGUCGCCCUGCCCGCGUAUGCCGAUAGCGACGGCAGCGACGGCAGCGGUGGUGAGUUCCCGCCGCUCGGCCUGUGGGCGCUGCGCUGGGUGAGCCUGGUGGCGCCGUGCGCGGUGGCGGGGAGUUGGGUGUGGGUCGUGCGGCGGGAGAGGGAGACGAGGAGGGAGCGGGGAGGGGGACCGCUUGUGCGUGGUGGUGAGGAGGAGGACGACCACGAGGGAGAGGGAGAUCGGGGAGAUCAGGGAGAUGCGUUGCCGCGGUAUGGCGAUGUUGCGGGGCAUGAGGACGUCAGGCCGCCGGCUUAUUACUGCUGUCCACGCUGCGACGGCGGGGCUAGUGUGCCGCUGCCGGGGUUGGAGCAGCUGGGUUAUGCGGCUGGGUGGGAGGCGGGCAGGCGCGAGGCGGUGGUUGCACGGCGGAUGGAUGAUGAGGUGACGGCGGUGGCUAAUUCGUCACCGCCGCCGUAUCGGGAAGUGGAUGACGACGAUGGCGACGACGACGACGACGACGAUGGUGAUGAUGAUGCGGGGGGUGUGAAACGGGUUCGUCGUGGCGGUGUGGGCGACGGUGAGGGGAGAUGA